UUUUAUCUUGAAUAUCGCUGCGAUUGUAGCGUGGUGCUUCGUCGUCCGGCCGCAUCGGCUGGCUACGCAGGCUCUGGCGCGGAUUCUCGGCACGACAUGUCAAGGAAUUCCCGCUCUUAUGAUCCUCAGGAGGAAGUGAUGGAACGACCACAGGUUUCGAACGCUUUUCUGGACGACGAUUUCCCCACGGAGCUCCUGAACUCAGAAGUAGAGGAUGUAUCUGCACUAGCCAGAAGACUAGUGGACUUCAGAACAGAGGCCAGUGCGUCGAGCCUGCCACUACCUGUACACUGCACCGACAGCGUGACGAGGACCUGCCGCCUUCUCAAGCAGCUUCCAAUACUGAAUAAUGUGCUGUACUACAUAGGGGCUGAAUUGACUGAAGUCGCACCGGGUAAACUUGCUGUCCGCUGCUACACAAGCUUCAACAAUAAUGAACAAAUCAAGAGAGACCACCGCAUGGUGACAGCGAUCAUAGUCCUCCACUGCAUCGUCACUAGGCACCGCUGCGUCGACAUAUUUGAGUUAAGACUCCAGCCACGGGAACAACGUAACCUCGAUUCACUGAUGUGCAACACCAUGAAACGGAUCUCUUCGCUCAGCUGCUUUUACUUCAGGGAUUCAGUGUUAACUAAUACAGCGAUCACAGUUGCGGUCUUCUCAGCUGUCACUCAUCUGUUGCGGUCGCGACUCGUCGAACUCUCUCUGGAGCACGUGCGAGUGAUCGAUCUUUCCAAGGAAGCGUGUGCUUCGCUGGAUGCUUUCAUGACGGCAGUUUCCGAGACAAGCUCACUCAAGUGGCUCAAAGUCGUCGAUACGUUCUGUCCAAACGAGGUGUUUGACUUCGUCGGAAAGCUGCUGCAGGCCCUGGAAAAGAGCACCGACAUCUCUUGCCUAAUCUUGGAUGCCUCCUUUUCAUCUCACGAGUGCGGUUCAAGCUUCAAGCGAAUGCUUGCCAGACCUUCGGCUCCUCCCGACGUGACUGUAAUUUGCCACAACCACACUUACCGCACCAAGGCAAACAUUGUGUUCGGAGCUCUCUUUACCAACGAAACAGUGACCAAGCUCACCAUUGAGGGCUUCAAAUUGGGUGUCCAGGAUUCUAAGUCAAUCUCGAAGUUCCUUGCCACCAACAAUACCAUUCAGGAGGUGGCACUCGCUUGUAUUCACUGGGACUUGAGGAAACAAAAAACUCAGACGAUCAGGUGGCAUGCUGACCGUUUGGCGGAUGGGCUCAGGCAGGCAAAGUCACUCCGGCGCCUCACCCUGAGAUCGGACUUUUCUGCUGCCGAGAUUCGUUGGAUCAUCGAAGCCACUCAUGUAUGCGAGUCUCUGAAAGAGUUGCACUUUUCGAUUAUCUAUGAGGACGAUGUUGAGCCGAUAUCUGCUGCGCGUCAGGAGAUGACCAACAAGUGGAAGAUCACAAUUGGAGAAUUUUCGAUUAGCAUGCAUCUCAAUGCCGCUAAACAAUUUGCCUGCUACCACGAGGUCCUCUCAAGCCCCGAUAGGCUUGAGCCUCUGAAUCUGAUCUUUGCUCCGCUGGGACACUCGUGCGGUCCUCCCAAUGUCGCCUGUGGAGACCAUCUGACCUCUUUGCUUUUGUCCGGCGAGUACUUCAUAAAAGUGCCCCCGGAUGUCGCUAAAGGAUUGGGCCUUUACCUGGCACUGACACGCAGUCUACGAAAGUUGGACAUGGAAUUUGAAACAUCGUAUGAGUCGACGCAGACCAUCAUAGAAGGCAUCGCAAAGAAUAAGAGCAUCGAGCAGCUGCGGAUAGAAAGGUUCUCUGUGAAGGAUGAUGACUGGGCAACCUUGACCAAUUGGCUGAUCGACAAUCGGCGCUUGCACAACUUGGACAUCUUGCCUCCUGAGAAUGCGGCAGCUGUCAAAUCCUUGGCGACGUCAUUCGAGAGUAACUACUCCGUCACGGCAAUGAAAAUAUUUGACCGUCAUCUCGAACGAGCAGCUUGGAUGCGCAUAAAGAACAUCACUCGGCGUAACUACGGAUUGGUGCAGUGCGCAGCUGCGUUCGUCAUGGGAAGCUCGCUUAAACGCGCAGCUGCCGCCUACGAACUGGUCUCGUGGCACCCGCAGCUUCCCGAGGUGGUCCAGUGCAUGGGAUUCUUGAGUGAAGGCGAGGCCAAGGCGAGAAUGGAGCAAAGCCGACUUCGGCUUCGCGAUGAGGUACGCGAUGGUCCAAGGCUCUCACUAGUUCUGGCAGCUGUCUGGCAUUGUCAAAGAACAGCUCAUCUGCAAUGCACCACCUACUGGAGCAAACGGCAAGAAGGUCCGCCAGCUCGACAAACUUGGCGCCGACAUGUUGGAUUACCUCCGCUCCUACCUCAAGGUCGGUGACAUUCUGGACGACGAAGAGGAUGAUCCUAAAAGCGAGAACGCAGCUGUGGCCAUGGAGCGUUCCAACAAGCGAAAGCGGGCGAACAGCACCGACUUUCUGCAGCAAGAGCAAUGACCUGCAGAGGAACUGAGACCAACAGUGCGGCUGAACUUAGCCGUUAAAGCUUUUUACCACAUUUUAACCAGGGUGAAUCAGCACUCACCUCUUAACGAGUAGACGACUGUUCCCUUUCAGGCAAAUGGAACGUGAACUUGGUCAAUAAAAAUGUCUUUAAAGGGAUGGUGGAGGCAGGCUUAGCAAAA
Molecule: messenger RNA, 2658 nt
Organism: Dermacentor albipictus
Lineage: Eukaryota; Metazoa; Arthropoda; Arachnida; Ixodida; Ixodidae
Source: RefSeq, a predicted model, not a curated record